AUGGGGAGCUCUCUUGGUUGUGUCAAACAACCCAGAGAAACAGGACCAGGUGGUGCCUCCCCUCUGUCAACCAAAAGAAAACGCCGCUUCAGGCGAAAGCGCAAACCAAAAAAGGUCUCGAAAGGUAUUGAGGCUGAUGUUGAGAAAGAGGAUGCUAUACUCAAUUCCACAGGUGACCCUUUACUUCAACCAGAAUCUAGACAAACAGUGACUGAGACUCCAACACAGGUGGUCCUGCUUUCUGGUACAGCCCCUAUUUUAGGCAGCACAGGAACAUUGCGAGGAAGUCGGGUAGCUAUUUUAUCUCCUGAUCCUAGCCCAGCAUGGACCGGGGCGUUACCUCAGGGGUCGAAAGCAAUACCGGGGAAAGAAUUACAAAAUAAUGCCAACCUGGGCAACACCACACCUGGAGGGGGUCGAGUAUGUCGGAUUCAAGGACGGGUUCAGGGUGUCCUAGAAAGACCUUGUCUUGUGGGUGCCAAAAGUCAGGAACUCUACGGACACAAUGACAUCAUAGGUGGGAUAAAUGAUCUGAUGGUUGAGGAUUCCUCAGAAAAUGAGAGUAAAGGAAUAGUUCGCAUUCGCGAGGUUGAUGGUAAGCUGUGUGUCGUCCGUACUGUCUACCCAAAGGAUUAUGGCUCACCUUUGUGGCACAACAGAGAUGUCGAGGUACGUACUGAGCCACCUGCUGUGCCCCCUGUUACUGGAGAUAUUCAGAAAGUAAAGGUUCAGGAAAGUACGAGAAGAACAUCCAUCGACAAAGAACAGCCAGAAAGAGGAUUGUUUUUGUUAGAUAGCUAUACUCAGGAUGCAGCUAGUACUGGUCCUCUGCAGGACCCCCAGUCCUCAGGCUAUGCCAGUGAUGUGCCUCUUACUUCACCUGAAGCGGGAGGUGCUGUCCAAACAGAUUGGGAAAGCUCUUCUGAUGUCCUGAACUCUUUAGCAUUGGGGAGUCCCAUCUCCCCAGCAGAGAACCCAUCACAAACCAACCAGAUCUCUGAGAUUUAUGUGAGCGGUGAGUCAGGGGACCUGACAGCCAAGGAAAAGCUUCUGCUCUGGACCCAACAAGCCAUUGAUGGCUAUCCUGGCCUGCGCUGUGUCAACUUCUCGUCUAGCUGGAACGAUGGACGCAUGUUCAAUGCCCUUCUGCACAGAUACAGGCCAGACCUGAUCGACAUGGAAGUGGUGGCUUGCCAGAGUAACCGUGAAAACCUGGAGCAGGCUUUUGAGAUUGCAGAGUCUUUAGGAGUGACGCAACUCCUGGACGCUGAAGAUGUGGACGUACCAUCACCUGAUGAGAAAUCAGUUAUCACCUAUGUGUCCUCAAUCUAUGAUGCCUUUCCAAAGAUCCCAGAAGGAGGAGAGGGUAUCAGGCCACACGAGGUUGACCAGCGAUGGGCGGACUACCAGUCUCGUUUCACUUCGUUACUUCAGUGGACAAGGCAGCACACGGCCCUCAUGGCCAACAAGAGCUUCCCACAGAACCCUGUUGAGCUUAAAGCACUUUACAACGAAUACGUUCACUUUAAAGAUACUGAGAUUCCUGCCAAGGAGCUGGAGAAGGGCGACAUUGCACACCUGUACAGGCUGCUGGAGGUAUGGAUUGAGUUUGGGCGUCUCAAGCUGCCUCAGGGUUUGCACCCUAAUGACCUGGAGGAGCAGUGGGGUAAACUAAUACUGGAGAUGCUUGAGAGAGAGAAAGCACUGCGGCCCGCUGUGGAACGCUUGGAGUUACUCCUACAGAUGGCCAAUAAGAUGCAGAACAUGGCUGUAGAUUGUGAAGAGAAACUCACACUGGCCAAGAACACACUGCAGUCGGACAUGUCUCAGCUGGAGAGAGGUGAGCCAGCACGCUGUGAGCAGGAGCUGGGUGCAUAUCUGCAAGACUGCGAUGCUCUGGUUCGCCAAAUGCAGCUGGACCUGCAAGUCCUGAGAGAUGAGAAGUACUACCAAGUAGAGCAGCUAGCUUUUAGAGUGACGUAUCUGAAGGAGGAGCUGGUCUCCCUUCGAUUGCAAUGCUCCAGUGUGUACAGGAAAGGACACUUCCUGUCAGGGGGGAAGAUGGGAGAGCAGACUCAGAGGCUCUCCUCAGGAGGCAUGGCCACACUUGGAGCCCAAACAUUGCUGGGCGCGGCCGGUGUCGUGGCAAACCUUCUCAGACGGCCAAUGUCCCGCUCAGAACUGGUAGCCAUGUCAUCAUCAGAGGAUGAAGGAAGCCUGCGCUUUAUCUACGAGCUCCUGGGAUGGGUGGAGGAGAUACAGGAGCUGCUGGAGAGAGCUGAGUGGGGCACAGACCUGCCGUCUGUAGAACAGCACCUGCAGGAUCAUCACACUAUUCACAGUGCAGUAGAGGAUAUGCUCAACAGCCUUAAGGAGGCUCGCAGCUAUGAGCCAAGUGUGUCUUCCAAUUUCCGGAGCAGUUAUUCGGAAACGUUGGCCAAGCUGGAGAACCAGUACUGCAAACUACUGGAGCAUUCAUCGUGGCGACUGCGUUGCCUGGAGAGCUUGCGAGCAUUUGUGUCGCACUGCACUGAGGAACUCAUCUGGCUGAAUGAGAAAGAGGAGGAGGAGCUGGCCUGCGACUGGAGUGAAAGCAACACCAACAUGUCUGCUAAAAGAGAGCAGUACAACGAAAUGAGGGAAGAACUUGAGGAAAAACAAGAAGUGAUGCGCUCCUUACAGGAAACGGCUGAUCAGCUGUGUCGGGACAACCACCCAGCCAAACAGACCGUAGAGGCCUACAGAGCUGCCUUGCUCACACAGUGGCAGUGGGUUAAAGAGCUGUGCAUAUGUGUAGAGCAGCAUCUUAAGGACAACACCAGCUACUUUCAGUUCAUGAGUGAUGCACGAGAAUGUGAAACUUACCUGCGUCAGCUUCAGGACACCAUCAAAAGACAGUACACUUGUGACAAAAACAGCAGACUGGGCAAACUGGAGGACCUGCUUCAGGACUCCAUGGAGGAGAAGGAGCAGCUGAUUGAGUACCGGAGUUCUGUGGCAAGUCUGGUAGGACGGGCCAAAACGGUGGUCCAGCUCCGCCCACGUAACGCUGAUUGCAUUUUGGGUAGUACCACGCCUAUCCGUGCCAUCUGUGACUACAAACAAAUAGAGAUCACCGUCAGUAAAGGAGAAGAAUGUGUGCUGGAGGAUAACUCUCAGAGAACUAAAUGGAAGAUUAUUAGUCCUACAGGAAAUGAGGCUAUGGUGCCGUCAGUGUGCUUUGCAGUUCCACCUCCCAACCAGGAGGCUAUUGAUACUGCCAGCAGAACGGAGCAGCUGUAUCAGAAUGUCAUGUCUUUGUGGCACCAGCUGCAUAUGAACAUGAAGAGUGUGGUAUCCUGGCACUAUUUGCAAAAGGACAUUAGCAACAUCUCCACCUGGACCCUGGACACGAUGCGCUUUCAGUCUCCAUCUGAGAGGCAGCAGGCACUGGAUCACCUGGAUGCUCAUCUGGCGGAUUUCCUUGCAGACAGUCAUGAAAGCACCCUGUUUACACCGGACGAGAGGCAUGAUCUCGAGCGAGAAGCACAGAACUGCCGUGAACACUGCCAAGCAUUGUUGGUCUCCAUGGAAACCGUGGAGAAGGAUGAGUCGGUGUCACGCUCCUAUCUCGACGAGCUGCACAGCAUCAAAUCACAUCUGCAGGAGGCAGAACAGAAGCUCACGAGUGGGAUGCAGACUCCCCCCUCUAGUGGCCUGAUAGGAGAAGGCUCUGCUGUUCAGAUAGCAGAACAAGAGAAGUUACAGCAGCAUUUGAAAUGCCUGCAGUCAGAUCUGGGUGAUGUGUCCCGUCGCUGUUUGAGCUUCUUUGAGGAGAAGCCCACCUCUUCCAGUGUGCCUGUGCUUCGUUCUGAGCUCAACCUGGCUGUGGAGCAAAUCGAGAGGCUUAACUCACUGUCUUCUGUCUACCUGCACAAGUUAAAAACAGUAGAUGUGCUGGCGAAAAGCUUACAGGCUGCUGAGAGUCAGGUAAAGAAGUAUGAGGGACGACUAAGUGAGGAGGACAUUGUUCCUGCAGACACUGCAGCCAUUCAGGCCCUGCGAGAUCAGCUAAAGAAAUGGAAUACAGAGAUGGAAGAACAGGAUCACAUUUUCCAGGCUCUUAGCUCGGAGGUGCAGCGGGUCCAUGAGGCAGGUGCUCAGCUCAGUCAGCUGCGUCCUGGACGCAGUCCAGAACUGGAGCGCUACCAGGAGAAAGCCCAGCAACUCAGCGAGAGAUGGAAGGAAGCACACAGACAAAUUGAGACGCGGCAAGCUGAUCUGGAGAUGAUCGGCUCAGUGCUGCAGCAGUACAGAGAGGGUCACUCUGGCCUUAUCCACUGGAUAGAAGAGACCACUGAGAAACAGGAGAACACUCGGCCUAAACAGACCGACAGCAAAGCACUGUCGGAGCAGCUCGCCCAGCAAACAGCCCUGGUGGCUGAGAUUGAGCAGAACCAAGUCAAACUGGAUGAGUGCCAGACGUCCUCUAAACAAUACUGCACUUCUGUCAAGGACUAUGAACUGCAACUGAUGACAUUUAGAGCCUUUGUGGAGUCCACUCAGAAAUCUCCUGUGAAACGGAGGAGGAUUCAUUCAUCAUCAGAUGCCAUAACACAAGAGUUCAUGGACCUGCGCACACGCUACACAGCUCUGGUGACCUUGACCACACAACAUGUCAAGUAUAUCAGUGAUGCAUUACAGAGACUGGAGGAGGAAGAGAAACAAGUCGAGGAAGAGAGGCAGGCCCAUGUGGGUCAGGUUUCUGAUCUUUUAGGCUGGGUUAAAGAUCUUCAGGAUAGAGCUGCAGGACCGACUGAGACGUCACUUGCUGCACAGCAGGCAAUAAAUGAGCAGUUAGCUGCUAAGAAAGAAGAGGUGGCUGAAGCCAUCAGGAACACACAGGCCUUCCUCCGGUCAAAACAGGCCAGCAAAUUAUCACCUGAAGAGCGUGCUCAAGUUACAUCACACCUGGAUGAAUUGAGUGCCAGCUACAACCAGCUAUGUGAGAGCUCCACUGCUCAGCUACAACAGCUGGAGGAACAACUGGCAAAAGAGGAAAAACGCAAGGGCCAACAGACUGUCGCUGGAGUAAUUGAUCUUGGUACUGUGGAAACCUUUCCAGUUUUCCAGGCAGCACAGCGAGGCCUUAUAGACCAAGAUACAUGCCAUGUGCUGUUGGAGGCACAGCUCAUCAUGGGUGGGCUGUUACAACCAGAUUCCCCUCAAAAUCUCUCACUGAAAGAGAGUCUUGACUCUGGUUUAAUUGACAAACGCACCUACAAUUCAAUAUCAGAAAUAGAGACUGCCCUCAACAUUGUCCAGCAGUCACAGUUCGCAGAGAGUCACUUAUUACCUGUUGCAGCUGCUAUGGAGGUGGGUCACAUACAAGAGCAGGUUGGGAUUCGCAUUCUGGAGCUGCAGGUAGGAACCGGAGGAUUCCAUGAUAAAACUAUCAGUCUUGAAAAUGCUGUGGACAAAGGCCUUCUCUCACCUGCUGUUUACAAUAAGUUACGCUCCGGUGUUGAUCGGCAGGAGCUCAUUGAUCCCAACACAGCAGAAAAGUUAAGUCUCUCAGAGUUCCAUCAGCGAUGCGUUUUAAAUCAGGAAACAGGUCUGCGCCUGCUGCCAGUCAAUCAGCAGUCAAGGGGAACUGUCUGCCUACGAUCCGGUAUGAAAGUAGGCAUUUUCCGGGCCGUGCGAGAGGGACUGAUCGACAGACAAGUUACUCUUCGACUUCUCGAGGCUCAGUUAUUUGCAGGCGGGAUUACUGAUCCCCGCUCUGGUCAUCAGCUGACAGUAGGUGAGGCUGUGCGGCAUGGCCUUAUGGAUCAGGACCUGGCUUGUGCCUUACUGACUCGUCAGUUACAGGCAGGAGGAAUAAUAGACCCAGCCAGUGGGGAGCGCCUGGAAUUAGAUGAAGCAGUCAAAAGAGACAUUGUUUCUCCUCGCAUGGCCAUAAGGGUACUGGAAUCCCUUUGGGCUUUUAUUGGCAUGCUGUGGCCAGAGUCUGGGGAGAUGCUUCCCAUCACUGAGGCUCUACAGCAGGGUCUUAUUUCAGGAGAACUUGCGCGGAAAGUCCUGAGCAAACGUCAUUCUGUUGGGGGAAUUUACUCACCAGAAAGUGCUCAGCUGAUUCGUAUUAACCAAGCUGAGAAGGUUUUGGGUGUGGAAACACUUGAAAUUCUUCAGCAGACACAGAUCCCGGAUAUUCUACCUGUCAUGACCGAAUCUGGAUCCCUAAAGUGCCAUGGCUCUUCCUUUUCAACUCCACCGUCCUCUUUGGUCUGUGGCUCAGCCCCGCAUCUUCAGUUUAAUACCUCUAUUUUGGAGGCCUCAGGUUCACAGGAUCAUGCUCAGCACCGUCUUCUUUCUUACUUAAUGACACACAGCUACAUACAUGCGCACUCAGGAGAGCGUCUGGUAUUGAUGGAACCUGAACUUUUGACACUUUUCAAUCUUCCUGGACCAACAAAAGACCAAAAGAUAGAUGAAUCACAAUGGAGAGAGUCCUCUAAGGAAGAGGUAAAAAUACAGCCAGACUUAAGUGAAACACAACAAGAAGAAAAGGGAAUUAUUAAAGACUGGAGUCAAAGCUCAUCUCUGUUGAGAGAUGAUGAACAAGAAAAAGACAUUAUUACAGAAGAACAUAGAAUUGAACUGGAUAAUGUUUGCAAAAGUGAAAACUUGCUACAAAAGGACAUGGAAGGAAUUGUGGAAGCGAAACAACUAAAAGAAACAAGCCAUACUAAUCAAACUUUAGCAAAACCUUUACAUACAGGUUUAGAACUAGCUGAGAUUAUUCCAGAAACCCAGUCACCCACUCUAUGUGUAAAUAAAGUGGAUAUUUUGCCAAAUGAUUCCAAAUCUAAGUCACUAAGACUGGAAAAAGAGGAAACAAGUAGGGAAGCUGAACUACCGGAAUCUCUAAAUGUCAACAUACCACAAUCAGAUAAGAGUAUACUUAAGGUAAACAAACUGAAUAGUGUACCAUCCAAGAAGGAAACGUUAGACAUGAAGAAAGAAAACACUUCUAUUAAAGACAUUGCUAAUGACACUACAGAAGAAAGUCCUUAUCAGCUUAACAGAACUACCUGUGAGAACAUUAAAAGCUCUAAUGGAAUUGAACAAACUCUGUUUCAAGCAGAUACAGAGAAUAUGGACUCAACAGUAAAAAAGACCACAUUGCUAGAAAGUGCCAAAGAUGAAGAGCUUGAAUGCAUGGCAAAGGAAGUAAUGCAAGAGGGUCUUGUGAGUGUUGGACCCCAGAAAUUGUUACUUGAUAAAGCCAUAUCCCAAGGGAUGCUAUCCCCCUAUACUGCUGUCCAAGUAAUGUCAAAAGCAGGACUCUUUGGUGGUUUCCUGGACAUGCAUUCAUGUCAGACAUUAAACACUGAAAAUGUGAUUCAGGAAGGCCUACUGGAUGAUGACACAAUGAACCACGUUCUCCAAUCAGAAAAGACUAUAGCUGGUGUAUUUGAUGUAGAACACAGACAGAUCUGCUCACUUAAUGAUGCUGCUAAGAAAGGGCUUCUGGAUCCAGAUACAGUAGCUCGACUUGUUGAGGCCCAGGUUGUCUCUGGAGGAGUUGUUGAUCCUCAAAAGGGCCAGAAAGUUUCAGUGACCCUUGCAGCCAAUCUUGGUCUGAUUGAAGAGGAGCAAAAAGAAGGGCUGCUCUUAUUAGAGAAGUCAUUCCAUGGAAAGAGUUCAGAUUUAAGUGCAUCGCAAACGAAAAUUAAACUGCAACUACAGAUGGAUGGAAUAAUAGAUUGCGAUGCAAAACAGCCUAUUACUCUUCAACAAGCCCUUCAAGGAGGUUUUAUUGGUCAGGAAGAAGCCAAGCUAAUUUUAUUGCAACAGGUGGCUGAAGGUGGAAUUGUACAUCAUGGAUCAGGUGUUCGCCUAAGUGCUGCUGAUGCGGUACAGCAAGGUCUCAUAGACAGUUCGUUUUUGCCAAAGUUGGAUGAGUUUGAAAGGUUCUGCCGAGGAGAAGAUCAGCUUAGUUCAGAUCCAAACAUUGCUCUUUUCCAGGCAUCUACAGGCUUUAUUAAUGAUGGCACAUCUAAGAGCAGACUUACACUGACUGAAGCUUUUUCCCGUGGUUUAAUUGAUGAAGACACUACGAAUAAAGCUAUGGCCUCACCCAGUUUAAAGACUGGUGUUUUGGACCCCCAUAAUGCUUGUAUUGUACCAUACUCAGAGCUUGUUAAACAGGGAAAGAUUGACGUUGAAACAGGACGGAGAUUCCUUGAAGUGAUGCCCUUUAGGGGUAUUCCAGACAAACACAAUGGUAACAUGAUGACUGUGCCAGAGGCAGUAAGGACUGGCCAGGCUGAUCCCAUUCCAGCACUCAGAGUACUACAAAACCAGGCAGAUUCUGGAGGAAUUAUCAACAUUUCAAAUGGAGAAAGACUACCUCUGGCCAAGGCUAUUAAUAUAGGCCUUGUUGAGAAAGAUGAUGCCAUAGCUAUUGCUACACAUCAGCUUUUACAUGGUGGUUUAAUUAGCCCUAAUAGUGGUCAGAGAGUCUCAACACUCAAGGAAGCUCUUCAAGAAGGUCUCAUCUCAAAAGACAUUGCUGCAGAACUUUGUGAUAAAUUUGGUUCUCUGGAUGAAUCAAAUGUUCAGAAGGAAAGCUCUACAAAUGUGUGCUCAACAAAUACAGGUCGUCCUUUUGUGUCCUACAGUGUGUUUAGUCAAGACAGCCCUACAAAGAUGGAAAACACAGAAAGCAACAUGGAAACAAAACUGGACAGUUAUAAGAACACUAGCAAAGCUGGUCAAGAAAUUACUUCUAAGAUAAAUGAUGAACAAGUCUUAUCCACCAAGGAAACAAAGGAAGCUAUUAAACCAAAAGUACAACAGGCAUUGUCUGAUACAAAGACUAUCAGUGUAAGUCAAGACAGCAGUGAAAACAAACCGGCCACAGUUGCAGAUGGUCAGAACAUGCUUGGGAAAAAGAGAGGAAAGGGAAAACAUAAAAAGCAAAAAGUAAAUCUGCCAGUGCCCUUAGAACAAGUUGAGAGUCCUAAAGGUGAAUUAUUUUCCAUAGAUGAAGCAUCUGUUGAGCAUAAACAGGUCAGAAUAGAGUUAAAGGAUGGAAAAACGUCAGCGAGUAAUGCAUCAUUUUCAGGUGCAGUUGCAAAAGAGAGUGGAAAAGAAAUGUCAUAUUUUGUCCAAAAAGAGGUAGCAAAUACAGAGAACAUUAAAGAAAAAUCUGAAAAAGAUAGUGCCAAAGUAGAGCAUGAGCCUAUAAAGGAGUUGGAGGCUAAGCAAACUACAGAUAUUCAAAAGGCUUUACCUGUAGAUGACAAUGCUGACGAGUCUGAAAAAGAAAUUAUCAUCAUUGAUCCUAAAUUGGUUGAAGGUGUAAAGUUGGAGAGAAAGGUCAAAGUGGGUGUGGAAGUUUUAACACUUUCAAAUAAAAGUGUGACCUCGCUUACAGAAGACAAGAACAAGGUUAGACAGGAGGUUGUAGAAUUCAAUCGGGAAUCUUUUAAUGGUUUGGAUCUCAAGAAUGAGAUCGAAAAAGGUUUAGAGGGUUUUAGUGAGGCUUCAUCUGUAGGGGAAAAUAAGGUCAGGUCAGAAAAUUUUACCAUUGAUGAUGUACAGUCCAUCAAACUGGAGUUUGAGGCUCCAAAACCUUCAUGUACAAGCAUGACUUCACCUAUUGAUGGCACUGUGGACAAGUUUGGAACUGAAGUUGUAGUCACUGAUCACAAAAUUGUUGAUGCGAAUGUUAAAAGCGAGAUCAGAGAAAGUUUGGAGGUUGGACGAAAUAUUGUUCAAAUGAAGGUGUUACCCACUGAGAACAGUGAGAACAAGUCCAAAAAAGAGGAGGCUAUUAUUGAUCGAAAAUCUGUAAAAAUAGAGAGCCAUGUAAACACGGAGGCUCAAAAACCUCUAUUUAGGGAUGAAACAUCCCCUGUUAAGGGUACUGAGAACAAGGUUGAAAAGGAAGUUGCAGCCAGUGAUCAAAAACAUUCUCAAGACAUGAACAAAGAUUUGGAGGUUACACAAACUCCAGAUAUGGCCGAGACUCUAACUGUAAUAGGGAUUGAGGACAAGUCUGGAAACUAUGUAAGCACUGAUCAAGAAUUUGUUAAUGCAAAGAUAAAGCAAGAUGUUAGAGAAGAUAUGGAUGCCCUAAAACCACCAUAUAUGAUCAUGACUUCACCUGAAGAAAGAACAGAGUUUACAAAAGAAACUGUGGUCAUCAAUCAAAAACCUGCACAAGAAAAUAACUUAAAAGGUGAUAUUGAAGAGGAUUUGGAGUUUGGACAAACUGCAGUAACAUUAGAGGCCUCCUCUGAAGCAAACGUUAAUAAUUCUGAAAAAGAGUUGGCGGUCAUUGAUCAAAAGUCUGUUGAGGAAAUUGUCAAAUCAAAGAGAGAGGACGAAGGAGAUUUAAAGGUUCAGAAACCUCCAUGUAUAAGCAUGACUUCACCUGUAGAUGGCAGUUCAGAGUUUAGAACAGAGGUCAGUGAUCAAAGAUCUGUUAAAGCUGAGAGAAAGGUUAAAGUGGAUUCAAAGGUUGUGCAGGCUCCAUAUGUGAGCAUGACUUCAUCUGUAGAUGACACACUGAGCAAGUUUAAAAAGCAAGUUGAAGAUCAAAAUAUGAACUUGGGAAGUGAGACCAAAGAAGAUCUGCAAGAGGAACAAACUACAGUUGAUACAGAAACUUUACCUGUGAAGAGCAUUCAGACCAAGUCUGAAGAAGAGUUGGCUACCAUGGAUCAGAAAUCAGUUGAAUAUGUGAAGAGAGUGGUCAAGGAAGAGUUGCUGGAAAUACCUAAAACAAAUAAAGGUGCGAAAUCAGGAGGUCUACUUCCAAAUGAGUUUAAGAAGAGUGCAGAAGUGCAGAGUUCAAAGAUUCCUGCACUGGCAACAUUGAAACAUGUAAGCCUGCAGGAUGGCAGUCAAAUUCAUCACAGAGUCGUAAGUAAUGUGCCACAAACAGAACAUGACAAGGAACUGCAUGCUCUGGAGGUUUCAGAGCAAUCAGAUAAAAAGAAGAAAAAGAAGAGAAAGAGUAAAAAGGCCAAGCAACCAGAGCAGGUUGUAAGUGAGGAAAAGGGAACGGAAAACAAAGACGAUGAGACAGUGGCUGAUGAUGUCCCAUCUCAAAUUGAGGCAUUUAAUGAAAAUAUUAAAUGUCAAGAACUUAAGGCCAAGAUGGGGAAAGAUGCACUUCUGAAGAAAGCCAAAGAAAGCAUUCUCAAGAAGGUCUUUGAAUCCAGUGUCAGUGAAAAACAAGCAGCCGACGAGUUAGAAUCAUUGCGUCAAGGGUUGGGUAAAGAUCGACGUGUGACAAGUGAUGAGAAGGUCAAAGCAGAGGAAAAUGUUUCUACACCACCUACAAUGAAAGAUGAGACCAAUGUCAAACAUCAGACAAAGGAAAAUCAACAUCUGGAUCAAGAAAGCAUCGUAACUGGUACUGACUCUGCACAGACUAGCUUCAGUAAAACUGACCCAACUGAUGCUGGGUCAGAAUUCUACACAAAGCAGGACUUCAAUAUUAUCAGAGAUUCCAACACUGAUAUGGACACUACAAAGCAAAGACCACAGAUGGUGCCCACAGAUGGUGAUAAUGGACAAGUUGUAGAAAGGAGAUUUGAAGAGCCAGAGCAUGACCCACCUGGCAAUAAAAAUGAAAAGCAGGUUAUAUCUGCACCCCAUAAACAGUCAGAUACUUUUUCUACUAUUGGCUAUAAAGAUAAGGACUCCAACAAAUCAGUCCCUACUACCACACCAGCUGAGGUUUCUGCUGCUCUGUCAAAGAGUGAAGUUGCCCAGGCUAUUGAAUUAAUCUCCGAACAAAAUGAAGACAUCACUAGUGAGGAUCAAAAGCAAGCUAUGCCUGAUAUUAAAGCCAAAGAUGAAACUUCCAUCGAAGAGUCCACAGAGUCAGGACUGUCUCAAUUAGAAGAGACUCCUGAAUAUGAUACCACAGAGUGCUCAGAGGAGGACAAUCAAGAGAUUGUAGAUGUAAAACAGGCUAAAGAGCCAACUAGAAAAGCAAGCAAGUCCUCUUUGAUCCGACAAGAAUGCCUAGAGCAUGAUCAGCAGAUCGUUGCACUGCUGUCAAUGGUCAGACACAUUGAGGUACGUCUGAAGCAACAACAGCAACAAUCCAUGGGUCGAAGUCUUGUCACUCUCGAUGACAUCAUUGGACAGACUCAGGCUCUUGCUCUGGAGCUCGGCGAUUUGGAGCCUCAAGUAAACAAGGAGGUUGAAGCAGCCACUCAGCUCUUGGAGUGGCCCCUUGAUGAUAUCCCACCCCAGUUACUCAUGGCUUUGGACAAAGACAAGCGGAGUUUGUCCCGUACAUUUGAUGCGGCAAGAGAACUUGCCCAAAGUGCUUUGCAGGGAAUGCAAUCGUAUCGUGAUGCACAGAAAGAGGCAGUGCAUAGGGAGUUGGAGACUUUGGCUGGGAGAGUGGACAGCCUCCUCAGCUGGCUUAAAAACACUGAAGCUCAAAUGGAGCAAGAAACUGAAGAUGAUGUAAAGAUGAAAGAGAAUGAUAGCAAAACACUGGAGCAUCUUACUCAAAAGCUUCAACAAUGCCAGGAGUUACGUGUGUGUCUCACAGAUCGCUCCAAUGAUGUGAGCACAGUAGCAUUUGACAUCCAGGUGUUUAUCUCGGAGCGUGCACAGGAUCUGGCUCCCAAGCAAAGUAGGCGUCUGCUGGGACAGCUGCAGCAGUUGCAAAGGGCCUUUCACCAAACCUCAGGCUGCACUCAUGCCAGGGCUGAGGCUCUCUCAGUGCAGCUAGCUCGAGAGAAGGAGAGAGAGCAGAUGGAACAAGAGAGGAAACUGGAGGAAAGUCAGAGAGAGAAAGAAAAACAGACUGCUAGAAGGAGAGAGGUAGUACAGCAGCAGAAUGCUGAGUGCUCCCAGAAACUUGAAGGCCUCAGCAUGUGGUUGGCCGGUGCAGCGAGUCUUUUGGCCAGUCAAAAAACAGGAGCUGAAUCCGGAGAUAUGAACUCACUUCAGCAGAAACAAACUGAACUCAUGGGGGUGCAGAAGGAGCUUCAGAACAAAGGUGAUGGAUUGAUGGAGACUAUCCGGUCAGUGGAGGAGUUUCUGGCUGAACGUGGUGAGGAUUUGAGUCCCGAAGAGAGGGCCAAUCUGCAGGGAGCGCUGGCGCGCAUGAAGGAGCAAUACCAAAACCUUACAGACACUACUCAGUCUUCACUGGCUCAGUUGGACUCCGCUAUUAGCACAACACUCCAGCAGGAAACACAAAGGGCUAAGGCAGAGGAGGAGCUGCAGAAUACUCAGGGUAAAAUAGAUAAGCUUCUUGAGGAGUUAUCAUCACUGGACUCAUCCAGCAGAAAGGCUGUUGAGGAAACCGUUCCAGAUGCCAGAGUUUCAGCUGGAACACUGAACUCUCACAGUGAAAUGCUGAAGGCUGAGUUACAGCAGUUACAAGCACAGCAAGCUCACCUCCUGCAGGUGGCUCAGUCCACACGCGCCCUCCUGGAUCAGCCCGACUCCAGUGUUUCACCAGAGGAGAAGCAGCGUCUGCGUACCAGGCUGGACCAGCUGCAGAGCCAGCAUCAGGAACGACUCCAGAACUGCCAGGAGAGACUGAGGAGGGCUGAGGUUCUUCAGGAUGACCUCACCAAGUUCCUGGAAGAACAUGGUAACCUGGACGCUUGGCUUGAACAGAGUGAGCAAGAGCUUCGGUCUUUGAGAGAAGGAGAAACUGAAGCACUGGAUUUAAAAAACAGAAUGGACAAGCACAAAAAGCUGGCAGAAGAUGUGAUCUGUCAUAAGGCAGAUCUGCGCUUUGUGUCCAUUUCGGGUCAAAAGGUGCUGGACAAUUUGCAGGGGACUCUGGAAAAAGCAGGUGCCACUGACCCCACUUUGGAGGACACAAAGCUGCGCGUUAGUGGUAAACUACACGACGUCUCACAACGCUACGGUUCUAUACAAAACAAGUCUGAGAACCUUGGUACCCAUCUGUCAAGCAUUCUGGAUCAUUACCAGCAAUAUCAGGAUGAAGCAAACGCUCUGGACUCUUGGCUGAGUAACCAGGAGAAGAACCAGAGUGUACUCAAACCCAGUGAUGGACAAACAGAUACCCAGACAUUACAAAACACAUUAAAUACUGUACAGCGUCUGCAGGAUGAGCUGGCCGAACGCUCUGUGCGACUGGAGAAGGUAAAGCGAGCAGGGAAAGAGCUUACCAGCAUCCAGGAAUCUCCUAAACUCAAAACAGCGGAUAUUAACACCACCACAGAUACGCUUGAGAGGCGCUUUGGCACCCUGUCAGAGUCUGUGUCUCAGAGAGCUGAGCAACUCCAGACAGCUGUUGCACAGUCUGUCAGUGUUCAGGAGGGGCUCAAAUCAUUGCUGACCUGGUUGGAUGGCCUGGGGUUAGAGUCUGGCACAGUUCAGCCUACUGCUCAAGCAGUGCAGGAGGCCCUCACCCAAAAUCAGAAACUCAGACAGGAAUUGUUAUCACGACAGGGAAGUGUGGAGGCCGUUUGUGACUCUGUGUCCAAACUGCUAAAAUCAGCAGAUGCAUCAACAGCCUCUGGGCUGCAGGGGGCAUUGCAAGACCUGAGCCAGCGCUACAUCACAACCCAGACCAAACAGGCUGUAAAAGAGACUGAAUUUCGGGUGGUUCUGCCCAAGCUGGAGGACUUUGAGAGACUGAGCUCAGACCUCAGAGGCUUCACACAGAACCGAGAGAGGAUCUUGAGCCUGGGGGGUUUGCCAGACCACAGCAUACCAGACUACAAGCAGACUAUUGAGGAGGUGAAAUCAGAUCUUGUCCAAGAAACAAGUCAGUUAAAGUCAUUUGUGGAGCUUGGUACAGACCUGAGCCAGUCAAGUGUAUUUACCAAUGCACAUAAUCUUGUAAACUCAACCAAAGAGGUGUCUGAUGAAUUUGCUCAGCUGGAAGCCAACGUCAACGAGAGGCUGAAUGCAAUCCAGAGUUGUGACCUGCAGCUGGGACAGUUUCGCUCGCUUUCAGGGUCCCUCCUUAGGUGGCUGCAGAUGGCACAGGACCAGCUGCCGGCUAAAGAGCCCAACCUCAACACAGAGGGCCUGCAAAGAAGGGUUCAGCAGCUCAAGGACCUUCAGAGUGAGUGGGAGUCUCAGGGCAGCCAGGUUCAGGAGUUAAACAAAACCAGCUCAGAAUUAGAGUGUCUGAUUAUCAGCAUAACCGCUCCACAGAGCAAGACUGGUGUUCCCCAGCUCAAUGGUGCCGGUGGCUCCAGCAGUCUCAAUGGCAUUCACACCUGCAGAGACCUGACUGAGAUACAGGUGGUGGUGGCAGACGUCAACAGCAAACAUGAGCAGCUGGGUGCCGAUCUCCAGGAGAGGCUCAAAAAGCAACAGGCAUCUCUUGAUUUGCGUCAGAGGGCCAGGCAGGAUGCUGAUGCACUGCUGCAGUGGCUGGGGCCUCGAGAACACAGCCUGGCACAGGGGCAGACUGCCUCACCCUCACGACCUGAGGUUCUUCGUGCCCAGGCUCAACAGAACAAAGCCUUGCUGUCUGAACUUGGAGAGCAUACUGGAAAGGUGGAUGACCUGAAAAACACUCUGAAGCAGCUGAUAACAGACAAUCCAGAUUCCCCUGAAGCGGAGACUUGGAAACAGCAGCUCAAUGACAUAGAUUCUCGCUGGGAGAAAGCUAAUCAGACGGCAGCACAGAGGCAGACUGAACUAGAGACAUGUGCCGACAGAUUGGGCAGUUUUGCAUCAGCAGCCAAUCAGCUCGGCCCCUGGCUGCGAGAGAAAGAACUGAUGAUGAGCGUGCUGGGUCCCCUAAGCAUCGAUCCAAACAUGCUUAACACUCAGAAACAACAAGUGCAGUUCAUGCUUCGUGAAUUUGACACACGGCAUGCCCAGUAUGACCAGCUGACCCAGACAGCAAAAGGCAUCCUCUCACCCAGUGGCGAGCAGGACUCCAGUGACGGCCAGGAUGUGGCUGAAGUACAGCAGGAGCUGGCCUCCAUCACCCAGCAGUGGGACGACCUGACCUCUCGCCUCUCCCACCGCUCCGAGCAGAUUGAGCGUGCUCAGGCCUUCAGUGAGUGCUUCCAGUCUCUGCUGAAAGAGCUCUCCCUCAGUUUAGCCCAGCUAGCUGAGAAGCUGGAUGCUCAGGCUUCACUCAGCGCCCAGCCUGAAGCCCUGCGACAGAGAUUGAAGGAGACGGGCGAGAUACGUUCCGAGCUGGAGCAGAGGAGAGGCCAGCUAGCACAGGCUAAAGAACUGUGUUCUGAGCUCAGUGAAAUUGUAGCAGAGCCAUAUCUACGAGAUGAGCUGCAUAAGAGACUGGAAAGUGUCAGUGCUCCACUCAACAGCCUGGAGGAGAGAGCAGCGGAGGGUCUGUCCCAACUGCAGGCUGCUCUUUCCAGUACACAACAGUUUCAGCAGAUGUUUGAGGAGCUCCGUGCCUGGCUGGAUGAGCAGCAGGCAACUAAAAGCAUGUCUGAAGCAUCCAAGCCCCUUCCCUGCCAGCCAGAGCUUCUGAGGGCACUUAUCAACCUACAGGAGGAGCUCCAGCGUGGCGUGGCACAGCAGCGUGGAUCUUAUGAGCUUAUCCAGGCUGAGGGGGCAUCUCUGCUGGCAUCACUGCCUGCUGGAGACGAGCGCUCAGACCUGCAGGGUCGACUCACCAAACUGCGUCAGGAUUGGGAAACACUUAACCAGCGAUUUACAGAAAAGCACAGUGCUAUCAAAGAGACACUGUCCUGCGCCGAGCAGUACCAGCAGCACCGUGACGCACUGGAACCGUGGUUAAAAGAGUCUGAACAGAGAGAGUCUGAAGUCCAGCCCUCUCUGGAGCCGGCCGCCCUUGAAGAAGGCUUGCGGAAGGCAAAGGAGUUAUGCUCGGACGUAGACCGCCGUCGUCCUGUACUCGAGGCUCUGAAUACAGCAGCCGACCAGCUGCUGGAACAAAGCCGGAUCGGAGAAGAAGAGGUGAGGGAUGAGAAAGCCCAACUGAACCGCAGACUGGACGGCCUCUCGGAGAGAAUACACGGGCGCACGGCUCAGCUGGAGGAGCUGAGCAGCAGACUAAAGGAAUUUGAAGAUGGUAGACAGACAGUGGAGAGGAGACUGGAGGCAGCGAAGCAUCAGCUGGAGGUGCAGGAGGCACUGGGUCCCCAAGCCUGCAGCAACAAGAGUCUGGAGCGCCUGCGCAGCCAGCAAGAGACUCUUGGCUCCCUACAGCCACAGGUGGUAUAUCUGCGAGAUCUGGCCAAGGGGCUGGUACAGGACGCCCCUCAGACAGUAAGGGACGGCGGUGACAGCGGACAAACGCUGCUGCAACAGGCCCAGGACACAGAGAAGGAAUUUGAAAAAGUUAAUGAGAAGCUCGAGCAGUGCUGCUCAUCCCUUGAGUCUCGGCUCCAGGGCGUCGGAGAGGUCCAGUCGAGUGUCCGAGACGUCUUCUCACGACUGGCCGACCUGGACGAUGAGCUAGACAGCCUGAGCCCCGUGGGUCGGGAUGUAGACUCGCUGGCCUCACAAGCCGAGGCGGUGAAGGACUUCUUAAGCCGUUUGUCGGCGCUGAGAAACGAACUCGAAGGUCACGGGGGUGCCUGCACUGCUAUGCUUAGGAGAGAGGGUAGCUCUCCAGACCUGCUGGCUCUCAGAAGGGAGACGGAGGCACUGAGUCGCCAGGCAGCUAAGCUAACAGAGCGGGGCCAGGGUCGCUUAACGCUUAUAGAGGCGGCCGAGGAGCGGGUGAAAGAGUUCUACGCCCGUCUGACAGCGCUCCAAGGGCUUCUUAAUCAGGCAGAGGAUAACCUGAACACGCAAGGAGUCGUGGGAACUGAGGUGGACGUCAUCCAACAGCAGCUGCAGGAAUUUAAGGCUGUGGAGAGGGAGCAGAUAGACAGCAUCCAGCCUAAACUGCAACAUGUGAAUGCUGUGGGACAAGGGCUGAUCCAGAGUGCAGCUAAAGACACAGACACACAGGCUUUGGAGCAUGAUCUAGAGACCACCAAUCUGCACUGGAACUCACUUAACAAAAGGGUGGCUGAGAGAAUCACACAGUUACAGGAAGCCUUGUUGCAUUGUGGAAAGUUCCAAGAUGCUCUGGAACCCCUGCUGAGCUGGCUGACUGACACUGAAGAGCUGAUUGCCAAUCAGAAGUCGCCAUCUGCUGAAUACCGAGUAGUUAAAGCACAAAUUCAAGAACAGAAGCUGUUGCAGAGGUUGCUGGAUGACCGGCGUGGGACGGUAGAGAUGAUCAGGGCAGAAGGUGAGCGGAUCGCUGCUACAGCAGAAACGCAGGACAGAGAAAAGAUUCAGAAGCAGCUGCAAAGCCUUGGAGAGUGGUGGACAGACCUGCUGGGGAAGGCCAGUUGCAGGCAACGUCAACUAGAAGAGCUACAGGUGCUGGCUCUGCAGUUCCACGAGACAGUGGAGCCUCUGGGAGAGUGGCUGAGUGCCACAGAGAGGCGUCUGUGCUCCGCUGAACCCAUGGGAACCCAGGCCUCCAAAAUUAGCCAGCAAAUCAGCCGCCACAAGGCCCUCCAAGAGGAGGUGCUGUCUCGGCGAAAAGAGGUGGAUCUUAUGGAGGCUCUUGGGCAAUCACUGUCCCCUCUUAGCUGUGCAGCAGAUUGCAACUGGCUGAACGAGAGGGUGGGAGCUGUGCGCAGCGGACACACUGAUCUGCGUAAUUGGUGCACUCGGCGGGAGGCCAUGCUGGAGCAGGCCCUGGCCAAUGCACAGCUGUUUGGGGAGGAGGAGGUGGAGGUGCUGAACUGGCUGGCUGAGGUGGCGCAGCGCCUAGCUGAUGUCUCAGUGCAGAGCUACCAGCCUGAGCUGCUGGCUGAGCAACACAAAUACACUUUGUCUCUAAAUGAGGAGAUUGUAAGCAGGAAGAAGACUGUUGAUCAGGCCAUAAAGAAUGGACAGGCUCUGCUGAAACAGACUACAGGUGAGGAGGUGCUGCUUAUACAGGAGAAGCUCGAUGGCAUAAAGAGCCGUUAUGCAGAGAUGACAGCAGGCAGCAGCAAGGCCCUCCGGAACCUGGAGCAAGCACUGCAACUCGCCACCCGAUUUGCCAGUGCCCACGAGGACCUCAACCAGUGGCUGGAUUCUGUGGAGGCAGAGCUCAAUAACAUAGAGCCAGAUACAACACCAGCCUAUCAGGAGAAACAAAAGGACCUGAAGUGUGUGUCUGCUGAGAAAAGAUUGGUUCUGGACACUAUCAAUGAAGUGGGCAGUGCCCUGCUGGACUUGGUUCCCUGGCGGGCCCGUGAAGGACUGGACCGUCUGGUGGCUGAUGCCAACCAGCGCUACCGACAGGCUGAUGAGACAAUCACGCAAAGAGUACAGCUUGUGCAGGCAGCCAUCCAACGAUCCCAACAGUACGAGGAGGCUGUAGAUGCGGAACUGGCCUGGGUGGGGGAGACGGAGAGGAAACUAGCGUCACUGGGACCGCUGAGUCUGGAGCCGGAUGUUACUGUGGCUCAGCUCCAGGUCCAGAGGGCCUUUAACAUCGACAUCAUCCGCCACAAGGACACAGUGGACCAACUCCUCAACACACGAGAGGAUAUCCUGGAGAGUUGCACCGAGCAACAGAGAGAAUUACUCAAGGUAAAGACUGACUCGCUGAGUGCCCGCUAUGAGGCAGUGAGUCAGAACCAUGCAGAACGUUUCUCAGCUCUGGAGCAGGCUCAAGUGCUGGUGGCCCGCUUCUGGGAGACGUACGAGGAGCUGGAGCCAUGGCUGGGGGAGACUGAGAGCAUGAUCACCCAGCUGCCCCCUCCUGCCAUCGAAACAGAGGCUCUCCGCCAACAGCAGGACCAAAUGAGGCUCCUGAGAGAAUCAAUAGCUGAACACAAACCCCACAUUGACAAGCUGCUGAAGAUUGGGCCACAGCUGGCUGAGUUGAGUGCUGAGGAGGGAGCAACGGUGAGACAGCGCUAUAAUGACUCAGAGAAACGCUACCUGGCCAUUAAGGAGGAGGUCAAAAAUCAGGCUGCAGCACUGGAUGAGGCGUUCUCUCAGUCAUCACAGUUCCAUGAUAAAAUGGACCCACUGUUGGAGACCCUGGAGGGUGCAGUGCAGCGCUUGCGGCAGCCUCCUCCCAUUGCAGCUGAGGUGGACAAGAUCCGUGAACAGUUGGCAGAGCACAGGGCAGCUGGGCUGGAGCUGGACAAACUGCUUCCGUCCUUCAGUGCCCUGUGUGCCCGUGGGGAGGAGCUGAUUACCCGUGCAUCACACACUGACCCUGCUGCCCAAGCGGUGCGCUCGCGGCUCCUGAGGCUGCGCUCUCUUUGGGACGAGAUCAGACAGAGGGCAGAGGAGAGAGAGGGCAAGCUGCAGGAUGUGCUGGACCUGGCUGGAAAGUUCUGGUCCGACAUGGGGGCUCUCUUAAGUACACUGCGAGACUCUCAGGACAUUGUAAAAGAGCUGGAGGACCCUGGAGUUGAUCCAUCACUCAUCAAACAGCAAAUAGAGGCAGCAGAAGCUAUUAAAGCAGAGACAGAUGGAUUGAGGGAGGAGUUGGAGAUCGUACGCACUCUGGGAGCAGAUCUCAUCUUUGCAUGUGGAGAAACAGAGAAACCAGAGGUCAAGAAGACCAUCGAUGAAAUGAAUGCCGCCUGGGACGGCUUGAACCGCACAUGGAGAGAGAGGAUGGAGAAGCUGGAGGAGGCUAUGACAGCCUCAGUGCAGUACCAGGAUGCUUUGCAGGGCAUGUUUGACUUCUUGGACAAUGCGGUCAUCAAGCUGUGUGAUAUGUCACCUGUGGGAACUGAUCUCAGCACUGUCAAACAACAGAUAGAGGAGCUCAAGCAAUUUAAGGUGGACGUGUACCAGCAGCAGAUAGACAUGGAAAAGCUUUGCCACCAGGGGGAGCUACUGCUUAAGAAGGUUACUGACCAGACCGACAGAGACAUGAUCCAGGAGCCUCUGAUCGAGCUGAGACAUCUGUGGGAGAAUCUAGGAGAAAAGAUUACAUUUCGACAGCACAAACUGGAAGGAGCUCUGCUCGCCCUGGGUCAGUUUCAACACGCCCUUUCUGAGCUGCAGUCCUGGCUCAGCCAUACACAUGCCACCCUGGACACUCAACGACCCAUCAGCUCCGACCCCAAAGCUAUUGAGAUUGAGCUUGCAAAACACCAUGUGCUGCGGAAUGAUGUCCUGUCUCAUCGAUCCACUGUGGAGACAGUGAACGCUGCUGGUUCAGAGCUGUUGGAGUCCAGUCCCGGGGAUGAAGCCAGCCACCUGAGAGACCAGCUGGAUGAACUGAACAGCAGCUGGGAGAGCCUGCUGCUGAAAACUGAUGAGAGACAGAAACUGCUAGAGAGUGCGCUGCACCAGGCGGAGGGUUUCCAUGGUGAGCUGGAGGAGUUCCUGCAGUGGCUGAGACGCACAGAGAGUCAGCUAUCUGCUGCCAAACCCACAGGUGGCCUGCCUGAGACGGCCAGGGAGCAGCUGCAGCAGCACAUGGAGCUGCAGGCCCAGCUUUCGCAGCGUGCUGAACAGUAUCAUCGGCUGCUGGAUCAGGGAGAGGCCAUGCUGUUGGCCAGAGGUGGAGAGGAGUCCAGCCCUGGAACCACCCAAACUCAGCAGAACCUGGCCCUGCUCCAGAACAAGUGGGCCAGUCUAAACGCCAAGAUAGAUGACAGAAGGGCUAAGCUAGAGGAGGCUGUCUCACUGGCUACAGGUUUCCAGUCCUCCCUACAGGACACCAUCAACUGGUUGACCCAAGCAGAGCAGACUUUGAACAUGGCCCAACCACCCAGCCUCAUCCUUGACACGGUCCUCUUUCAGAUAGAUGAGCACAAGGUCUUUGUAAAUGAGGUGAACACACACAGGGAGCAGGUACUGGCUCUGGAGAAGGCAGGAUCACAGCUCCGUUUUGCUAGCCUCAAACAGGACGUAGUGCUGAUCAAAAACCUGCUGUUAAGCGUGCAAGCUCGCUGGGACAAGCUGGUGCAAAGGUCUCUCGACAGAGGACGACACCUCGAUGAGGCUCGCAAAAGAGCCAAACAGUUUCAUGAGGCCUGGAGGAAGUUGAUGGACUGGCUGGAGGAGGCUGAGAACAGGCUGGAUGCUGAGUUGGAGAUCUCCAAUGAGCCCGACAAAAUUAAAGUGCAACUGUCUAAACAUAAGGAGAUUCAAAAGACUCUAGGCUCUAAGCAGCCAGUGUAUGAUACCACAGUACGCUCUGGAAAGGCCAUGAGAGACAAAACAACACUGCCCGCUGACACACACAAACUGGACAACCUUUUGGGGGAGGUCCGAGAUAAGUGGGACACUGUGUGUGGGAAGAGUGUGGAAAGGCAGCACAAGCUGGAGGAGGCUCUACUGUUCUCAGGACAGUUUGCUGAGGCCCUGCAGGCUCUUGUGGACUGGCUGUAUCGAGUGGAGCCACAGCUGGCUGAAGAUCUGCCUGUCCAUGGGGACUUAGACCUAGUCUCUAACCUCAUGGAUUCACAUAAGGCCUUCCAAAAGGAACUGGGAAAGAGGACCAGCAGUGUGCAGGCACUCAAACGCUCUGCUCGUGAGCUCAUGGAGACUGGUCGGGAUGAUACAGCCUGGGUCAAAGUCCAACUGCAGGAGCUCAGCAAUCGCUGGGACACCGUCUGUGCCUUGUCUGUGACCAAACAGACCCGCCUUCAGCAAGCUCUCAAACAGGCUGAAGAGUUCCGGCAGGCAGUGCAGAUGAUACUGGAGUGGCUUUCAGAGGCAGAGCAAACCCUGCGUUUCCGUGGUGUUUUACCGGAGGAGUCAGAGACUCUACAGGCUCUGCUGCAUACUCAUCGUGACUUCAUGCAGACAGUGGAGGAAAAGAGAGUAGAUGUGAACAAAGCAGCAGGCAUGGGGGAAGCAAUCCUGGCAGUGUGUCACCCUGAUUGCAUUACCACUAUCAAACACUGGAUCACAAUCAUCAGGGCCCGCUUUGAGGAGGUUUUGACAUGGGCAAAGCAGCACGAGCAGCGGUUGGAGACAGCGCUGGCUGAGCUCCUCAACAAUGCAUCAUUAUUGGAAGAGCUGUUGACAUGGCUACAGUAUGCAGAGACCACUUUAGUGCAGCGUGACACAGAGCCCCUUCCACAGGACAUCACCCAACUGAAAACACUCAUCACUGAGCACCAGGUGUUUAUGGAGGAGAUGACGCGUAAACAGCCUGACGUAGAUAAAGUCACGAAGACCUACAAGAGAAAAACAGCAGAGCCCUCCGGCAGUCUUGCUGAGAGGCGGAUGGCCCGUAAACAACAGCAGCAGCAACAACAGCAGCAUACAGUGCAGCUAACGGGAGGAAACCCUCGCCUCAACCAGCUCUGCUCUCGAUGGCAACAGGUUUGGCUACUGGCUCUGGAUCGCCAGCGCAAGCUUCAUGAUGCCCUUGACAGGCUAGAAGAGUUGAAAGAGUUUGCCAACUUUGACUUUGAUGUAUGGAGGAAAAAGUACAUGCGCUGGAUGAACCACAAGAAGUCUCGCGUCAUGGACUUCUUUAGACGCAUCGACAAGGACCAAGAUGGCAAAAUCACUCGACAAGAAUUUAUAGAUGGCAUCCUGGCUUCAAAAUUCCCUACCAGCAGGUUGGAAAUGACUGCAGUAGCUGAUAUCUUUGACCAGGAUGGUGACGGUUACAUUGAUUAUUAUGAGUUUGUGGCAGCGUUGCACCCCAACAAGGAUGCUUACAGACCCACCACAGAUGCAGACAAGAUUGAAGAUGAGGUCACCAGACAGGUGGCUCAGUGUAAGUGUGCUAAAAGGUUCCAGGUGGAGCAGAUCGGGGAGAACAAGUACAGGUUCUUCCUUGGGAACCAGUUUGGGGACUCUCAGCAGCUGCGUCUGGUGCGAAUCCUGCGCAGCACAGUCAUGGUGCGUGUGGGUGGAGGCUGGAUGGCCCUGGAUGAGUUCCUAGUCAAGAAUGACCCCUGCAGAGUUCAACACCCUGGACUUAAAAUUCUUCGCUCCGACUUCAGCAGCUCCAUGUCAUCCCGUAUAGCUCGGGGACGUACCAACUUGGAGCUGCGGGAAAAGUUCAUUCUUCCAGAAGGAGCCUCGCAAGGGCUGGCGGCUUUCCGCUCCCGCGGCAGACGCUCCAAGCCUUCGUCACGCACAGCCUCGCCAACACGGUCCUCCUCAUCAGCCUCGCAAAGUGCCCAGAGCUGCGCAUCGGUGCCCUCCGCCCCUGCUACCCCCACUGCCUCCUCCUCAAGGUCCUCCCAAUCCCAAUCGCGAGGCUAUGCCAAGCCCUGGUUGGCACACAGUAAAACUCCAACUUCAGCCAAGUGUCAGUCCUGCCCAGAGCACAGCUACACCCCUGGGCAUGAGGGAGGAUCCACAACAAAGCUUAAAAGACCGCCGUUUCAUUCCAGCCGUGGCUCUUUGACGGGUGAGAAUGGUGGUGCCACGCCUGUUACUAAACCUGCCCGCUCUGACAAACGCACCCCGUCCUCAACCACCGGGCCUGCCAGCCGUGGUGGAAGCAGAGCUAGCAGUCGAAGAGGCAGUGAUGCUUCUGAUGCUUCUGAGCUGAUGGAGACUCGCUCUGCCUGCUCUGAUACCUCAGACACGCCGCGCCGCCCAGGUGCCAAACCCUCUAAAAUCCCCACCAUCUCAAAGAAGACCCCCAGCUCCAAGACACCAGCGACUAAGAAGUAGUUGGGUUUUUUUUAUUAUGAGGUGUUGGAAGAUGGACAGACGUACUAGGCACUGCAAUAGAGCUACACUGUCUCUGGGCCAGACUUUGACUACCAUCAGCACUGGAAUGGAAUUAAAAUACAUGGAAUUAAGACAUUGAGCUUAUCUAAUUAAGCCCUGUAUACCUGUGCUCAUUUUUGGGCACCUCUACAAACACCUGACCCCAGGAUUGUCCCACUGUCCAUACAUCUGUCCAUAACUGUUAUAAUAGUGCUGCCUUAUUUGUUACAUGUCAGUCCUUUGUCUGACUGAUACUUGAACGUGUAACUGAGCUGUGUAGCAGCUAACAAAUGCACAGAAUACAAGCGGACACGUGGAGCGACACCACCACUGGAACUGGGAUUUGAACCCAGCACUAAAGAUAUGCAAUAGCUAUACACACUUCAGCACUGAAACUGGAGAUGGUAGAGCCUCAGUCCCAAUACUGACUCAUGGGCACACACCUAAACCUAGGGUUUAUUUAAAUAUGCCUGUGGUCGUCACUCUCACCCUCUCGACUAUAUGCAAGGCUGUUUGCCUUUAGCACCACCCCUCUGUUACUGAAACUUCAGGAAAAAGGUCCGACCAUUUAUUUGGGCAAUCUUACAUAGUAUUCUGCAUUUAGUAAAAAUCCAGUGUGUGUGUGCUUUGUAUGGCAAUUUUUAUACAGGACUAACGUAAUAACAAGUCGAGGAAGAUAUGAGAGGUUUGUCACCACAUCCUUGCCGAUGAGUCAGAGGAUUGGGCACAUGACCCUGAAGCCCUGCUCGGCUACAGCUUCCCUGUUGUCCUCCCACACUCUAAUUGAUGGUGUUUGAUUCCUAAAUCCUGAGAGCACUUCGGUGUCUCAGAGCAGAUGAUCAUUUCACAGAUGUGCACUAACGUUUAUGUGGAUGUAGUUCACCCUUCUCUCCUUGACACCUGUUUAACACGCUCAGUAAAUUACAGACGUUCUGUUACAGAGUUCUUUCAAUUACGUCGUGAUAUGCAACUUAUACACUUUAAAAAUUGUGAAUGUUUGAUGGUUAAUUUAUAAUCCUAAUGUAUUUUGUUUUGCUUGUUUUAUUUCUAAUGUCAAAUGUUUAUUUAUUUUUCAUUACAGUAUCAUAUCAUUCUGGGAAACUCUAGUAUUAUGUUAAGACUGAGAACUCUUUGCUUUAUGCUCUUUUCUGUUUCUGCCUCACUAAUGACUGACAAUGAUCAUUUCUGUUAGAAUGCUCCAGGAAGCUGACUGAUUCCACUGGUGGCCUUUUUGCCCGUGACUACAGCCUGAUCAUGUUAAACAUGGCUUUCCACGUUGUGUAUUGUCAGAAGCUCUUGGAUAAUUGUUUUUUUGGGAUACAAACAUAUCCUCAGAUGAAACAGAGCUUUGAAUAGUUUUGUCAUUGAAAAACUGAAGUAUAUAAAUAUCUAAUGAAAGUGAAUUUGAAAGGGGAUUUUUAUUUAUUUAUUGUGUCUAUGGAAGGGAGGGGGUAAGGGCUAUGAAACAGAUUCAACUUUGGAGUCUUUGCAACUCUCUCAUUCUGAUGAAGAGGAAAACGACCAGGCUGUGAUUGUGUACAAGUACAAAGUGAAAAUUAAGAAUUCCUGAUUUUUUGUUCUUUUGUAUUAAAAUAAUGCUUGCAGUAA
Molecule: messenger RNA, 26232 nt
Organism: Trichomycterus rosablanca
Lineage: Eukaryota; Metazoa; Chordata; Actinopteri; Siluriformes; Trichomycteridae
Gene: macf1a
Product: microtubule actin crosslinking factor 1a
Exons: 96
Coding region: 1-24585 (8194 amino acids)
Biological process (GO): regulation of microtubule-based process; regulation of focal adhesion assembly; wound healing
Cellular component (GO): cell junction; actin cytoskeleton; keratin filament
Molecular function (GO): structural molecule activity; microtubule binding; calcium ion binding
Source: RefSeq, a predicted model, not a curated record